AUGGGCAACACCACGAGCGCAGUGCUGGACAACAUUGUCCAAGGGUCUAACUUCGACCGGGAUGAAGUUGAUAGGCUACGGAAGAGGUUUAUGAAACUGGACAAGGACAACUCUGGCACAAUCGAGCGGGAAGAGUUCUUGAGCCUACCACAAAUAUCCUCAAACCCACUCGCCACAAGGAUGAUAGCGAUCUUCGACGAAGACGGCGGUGGUGAUGUUGAUUUCCAAGAGUUCGUUUCGGGGUUAAGCGCGUUCAGCAGCAAGGGCAACAAGGAGCAAAAGUUGCGAUUCGCGUUCAAGGUGUACGACAUCGACCGGGACGGCUACAUCAGCAACGGCGAGCUGUUUAUUGUGCUGAAGAUGAUGGUUGGCAACAACCUCAAGGACCAGCAGCUGCAGCAGAUUGUCGACAAGACAAUCAUGGAGGCAGACACGGAUGGCGAUGGAAAGAUCAGCUUCGAGGAGUUCCAGGCUGUUGUUGCGGCCACCGAUGUGAGCAUGAGCAUGACACUAGACCAAUUCUAG
Molecule: messenger RNA, 525 nt
Organism: Dichotomopilus funicola
Lineage: Eukaryota; Fungi; Ascomycota; Sordariomycetes; Sordariales; Chaetomiaceae
Exons: 6
Coding region: 1-525 (174 amino acids)
Biological process (GO): calcineurin-mediated signaling; protein dephosphorylation
Cellular component (GO): calcineurin complex
Molecular function (GO): calcium-dependent protein serine/threonine phosphatase regulator activity; phosphatase binding; calcium ion binding
Source: RefSeq, a predicted model, not a curated record